GUCGCUGUUUCAGUUGUUUUUACCUACUCGAAGCGUUAGGUACAUACUAAUCGUCUCCGUGCGUUUCGGUGUUCCCCCCAUCGUCGUCGUAUUCGGUAGAAAACGGUCGCAAAAAGACAAACAAACAAAAAACCACAAAAAGCAAGGAGAACGUCAUUCCUGCCAAAUAUCUAGACAUGGGUGUAAUGGUCAGAGUAUUAAUUGCAGGCCUUUGCUUGGGUCUGGCCGCCUUGUAUCAGAAUUACCGUCUACUAAAACAACCCAUUCCUGCACCAAAAUUAGACGAGAAACAAUACUGGGGGCCAGGUAGUGGAGCUGAUUAUAAGGAAGAUGUUUCCAUUAAACCAUUCGAUAUUGCCGCUAAGCCGGAGAUUAUUGAAGAUCUUAAAUUACAACUACAGCGGCCAUACAAAUUGCAUGAUCCAUUGGAAGAUGUGGCAUUCGAAUAUGGUUUCAACUCGAAAUAUUUGCAAAAGGUUAUCAAAUACUGGCGUGAUGAUUAUUUGGCAAAGUGGUCGGAACGUGAAAGUUUUUUGAAAAAAUUCAAUCAUUUCCAAACCGAAAUUCAAGGAUUGAAAAUUCAUUUCAUCCAUGUAAAGCCCAAGAAAACUGAAGGUAAAAAGGUAUUACCCUUACUCUUAUUGCAUGGCUGGCCAGGCUCUGUACGCGAAUUCUACGACAUUAUUCCCUUGUUGACGACACCCAAUGACAAGAGUGACUAUGUCUUUGAAGUUAUUGCUCCCAGCUUGGUUGGUUAUGGUUGGUCGCAGCCUGCUUCUAAGAAAAACUUUGGUCCAGCUGAGAUGUCUGUUGUGAUGCGCAAUCUUAUGUUGCGUUUGGGUCACAACAAAUUCCUCAUCCAAGGCGGUGACUGGGGUUCCAUUAUUGGCUCCAACUUGGCCUCCCUAUUCCCCGAAAACACACUUGGAUACCACUCUAAUAUGUGCGGCACCAUGAGUCCUGUUAGCAUGAUUAAAAUGCUUGCUUCCAACUUCCUACCAAGCUUCUUCUAUGAAAAACAAUAUUCGAAAUUCUUUAAACCUUUGGGCGAUUUCUUCGGCUAUAUGAUGGAAGAAAGUGGCUACAUGCAUCUGCAAGCCACCAAACCUGAUACUAUUGGUACUGCUCUGGCCCAUAAUCCAGUUGGCUUGGCUGCCUACAUCAUGGAAAAAUUCUCCACGUGGACCAAUGUUGAAUUCAAACAUUUACCCGAUGGUGGCCUGACCAAACGUUACACUCUCGACGGUCUGCUCGACAAUGUUAUGAUCUAUUAUCUGACCAAUUCAAUCACGACCUCUCAACGUCUCUAUGCCGAAGCAUUUAACAAGCCACAAAUGGAACUGCAAAUGGAUCGUGUUGCAGUCAAGGCACCAACUGGCUGCGCUCGUUUCCUCCAUGACCUCUGGCACACAACCGAUUGCCAGUUGAAAGACAAGUUCGUGAAUUUGGUUACAAGCACAUACUACGAAGAUGGUGGCCAUUUCGCUGCCAUGGAGUUGCCACAAGUAUUGUACAAUGAUUUCAUCGAAUUUGUUAAGAAAGCUAAUUUAUACACGUCACUACAACAGGUGAUAACAAUGUCGCUCAUAACACGUAUCUUGGUCCUUGCGCUCGCCAUGGGCGGCGGAAUGCUCUACAAGAAAAUCUCCGACACAAUGGGUGAUGUUGAGGCACCCCAACUGCCGCUGAAUCAAUGGUGGGGCGAUGAAGAAGAGCCCAAAGACUGGCAGGCCUAUUUGGCCAAUUCAUCGGAAGUAAUUGGCAAUCGUUUAAUGUAUUCCGAUACGACUCUGGACGAUUUGAAAUCACUACUUAACAGAACUUUGCAUUUAACUGAACCUCUGGAAGAUGUUAACUUCGAAUACGGUUUCAAUUCCAAGUUCUUGCAAGAAUUGGUUGAGUAUUGGCGCGAUGACUAUAUGCCGCGUUGGCGUGAACGUGAAGUUUUCCUAUGGCAGUUCAAUCACUUUACCACCGAUAUUCAAGGCCUACGUAUGCAUUUCCUCCAUUUGAUGGUCUAUGAUGAAUACACCGUCGAUAGACACCAUUAUCCAGUUCUCCUGCUUCAUGGCUGGCCCAGCUCAGUUCGGGAGUUUUAUAGUCUAAUCCAUAAAUUGCAUCAAACGAAAAAGGACAAAAACAACAAAUAUAUCUUCAAUGUCAUUGUGCCAAGUUUGCCAGGAUUUGCUUGGUCACAGGGCACAUCGAAACGUGGUCUUGGUCCAGCUCAAAUCGCUGUAAUGAUGAGAAAUCUGAUGUUACGUUUGGGUUAUAAAAAAUUCUUUAUUCAAGGCGGUGAUUGGGGUUCUAUUAUUGGCUCACACAUUGCCACACUGUUUCCGGAGAAUGUGCUUGGCUACCACUCGAAUAUGUGCACUGUUUCAAGUCCCAAAUCAAUGGUAAAAGGUUUGAUAGCUGGCACUUUCCCUGGACUCUUUGCACCAAAGGGCUACGAAGACUUCUUUUCGCCAGUAUCAGAAAAAAUACAAUAUCUCUUGGAAGAAACUGGUUAUGCCCAUUUACAGUCCACCAAACCCGAUACAUUGGGAAGUGCUUUGCAUGACAAUCCAAUCGGCUUGGCAGCCUAUAUACUGGAAAAAUUCUCAACGUGGACAAAUGCCACCUAUCGUCAUCUGCCCGAUGGUGGUCUCAAGAAACGUUAUAAAUUAGACGCUCUGCUGGAUAAUGUCAUGAUUUAUUAUCUAACAAAUUCCAUUACCACAUCGGUGCGUAUUUACAAAGAGGCAGUGUCCGAGGAACAACGUGCUUUGAAAUUGGAUCGCGUUCCUACGAAUGUACCCACUGGCUGUGCCCGCUUUAAGAAUGAAAUGAUGCAUUUCUUGGAUCUUCAAUUGAAGGAUAAGUACAAAAAUCUGAUACACAGCACCUACUACAAGGAGGGUGGCCACUUUGCGGCCAUGGAGGUUUCAAAUGUGUUAUAUCUAGAUUUUAUUGAAUUUGUUAAGAAAGUGGAGAAGGUGAAGAAAAUUACUGGCUACAAGAGAGAACUGUAAAUAAGACCAUAGUUUUCAAGUCUUAUUUCUUAUUUUUAAAGAUUUUUCAAAAUAAAUAAAAAAAUAUUUUA
Musca domestica (house fly) is the source of this 3085-nucleotide messenger RNA. RefSeq lists its product as uncharacterized. The record is from RefSeq and is a predicted model, not a curated record. Gene Ontology annotation, molecular function: epoxide hydrolase activity. Gene Ontology annotation, biological process: epoxide metabolic process. Bases 177 to 3014 code for a protein of 945 amino acids. Lineage: Eukaryota; Metazoa; Arthropoda; Insecta; Diptera; Muscidae. The transcript has 8 exons.